AUGGGCAAGAAGAGAAAAAGACCGGUCAAGGACCCCGGUCCCACGUCGUCGUCUCAGGCGAGUAUCACCGCAGCGCCCGGCCGUUUCAAACCCUCUAAAGACCCCGUUGCGCGAAAUACCCGCACAACGCAUCCAGUGAUUUCAUUGUACUACCGGCAGGUUUUGACACUGCGCCAGUACCUCUUGGAUCAACUACCCAUAUCUUCCAAAUUGCGGCGAAGGCGCAUCACAUCUUUGCGAUCGUCAUCCGAGCGCAGCAAUGUCCAACCAUUGGCAGACCUGCUGGAUUACACCCUAGUUGGUGUACUGAAGGAGCCAUCUCCGAAAAUCGACUCCGAGCGACAACGCAUCUAUCGAGAGUUCACCCAGUCUCAAUCCCGGUCGGUCCUAGUCAGCACGGACACGGGGCCGACUUCCCCCCAAUCCGAAGUAGUCGAUUUUGUGAUCGGGCAACUCUUCAAACAGAAUUCUAAACCCCAGCAUCUACUCACGCAUGGGUUUCAGCGCUCGUCGAGGGAAAAUGAAGGCCUAGAGGCGAAGGUUCCUGGAAUCGUGAUUCAGUUCCACAAUCAAAAUGUCAACACUCUCCAGCAAUCACCUUGGACGGAGGUGUUGGACCUGUUGGGGCAGAAUGGGGAUGACAUUAUGCUGCGACUACUGUUUGAUUGCGGCAUUUUUGCUCCCAUUGACACCCAAAGGGCCAUCUACCAUCAGUUAAGCGGCCAACCGCUUUCAUUUCUCGAACAGAUUUACGAGUCUUGUGCGAGGCCUGGCGAGUCAAUUCCGGAACAAAAGCCCCCCGAAAAACCCAAACACUCUAAUCGCCAGGGCGAAAUCUGUAGUCCCAACAGCAUUACCUUUCUUCGGCGCACUAUGCUGUAUAGCAGAAAUGCACAUUGGUCAAACGGGAAGCUGAUCGUUGGAUUAGGCAAGACUCAUGUCUUCAACCGCUUCCUAGACUUGGCCUCGGCCGCUAGGACAAUACACGUGAUGAUGUACAUCUUCCCACGGCAGUUUGGUCUGCGCAAUGUGUUUGUCCCGACAGGAGACCAAAAUGAACAAUUUGUAAGCCAUGGCCACGCUUUUCGUGAGGACGAAAUAUUUGAUGGCGAUGGUCAUUCGAAAAUCCCCAAGCGGCUUCGCGGGCAAGUUGUUGAGCUUGUACACAGACUUCGAGCCCGUCAUGCUCGUUGCUCAUAUGAAGGAUUAUUGAAACAUUAUUGUCCGACAGAGUUGAUCGGACCCUGGAAACUAGAAGCUUCGGCCUCGCCUGUCAAGGAUCGAGUGACGGGAACUGAACCUGGCUCGUCCACUGAGGGGAAGUUGACCACGCAGUUACCGCUCAAAACCACUGCAUCUAUCAAGGAAAUAGGCCCUGAGCCAAUUACUCACCCCUUGGAGCAUUUAAAUCCUCCUGGAGUCAAUAAUAGGACCUGCGAGAGCCGUAUUAAGAAACCUAAACUCAGCCUCACACAUUAUGCCACACCGACUUCCUCCGUCUCUGCUUAUUGUCGAGCAGUGCUGCUUAACCUGAUUCCCCAAAAGUUUUUCGGCGAAGGACCAGAGGGAUUUUUCAAUCGAAGGAUCAUCAUGAAACAUAUCGAUUCCUUCAUCAAAAUGCGGCGGUUCGAAAGUCUCAGUCUGCACCAAGUGUGCGAAGGGUUGAAGAUCACCAAUAUUCCCUGGCUGGCCUCUCCCAAACUCCAUAAUUCGCGAAGUGCUAAAAACGCCAAACUAUCUCUGUCCGAUUUCCAGAAGCGCACAGAGAUCCUCCAUGAAUUCAUUUACUACAUUUUUGAUUCCAUCCUUAUCCCCCUGGUCCGUGCUAAUUUCUACGUCACCGAGUCUCAAACACACCGCAACCGCCUGUUCUAUUUCCGUCAUGAUGUAUGGCAACGCUUGACAAAGCAGCCUUUGGAGACCAUGAAAGCGACCAUGUUUGAAGAAAUCGAGUCAUCUCGGGCUCAAAGUUUGCUAGCAAGACGAUCUCUCGGAUUUGGGUCUUUACGUUUACUCCCAAAAACUACUGGCAUCCGCCCCAUUCUCAAUCUGAAGAAACGCGUUUCCAAAGAAUCUAAUUGGGGCGGGAAAAGAAGAACUUAUCUCGCAGCCAGUAUUAAUUCCAGCCUUGCUCCGAUCUCCAAUAUGCUGUCCUACGAACGGAAGAGACAACCUUACAAAUUCGGUUCAUCCUUACAAUAUGUCGGAGAUAUUCAUCUUCGGUUGAAAGAUUUCAAGAGACAACUGAUUCAACAAUCAGCUGAAGCCAAGGACAACAAAUUACCCAAGCUCUUCUUUGUUAAGCUUGAUAUCCAGGGCUGUUUUGAUACCAUCCCUCAGAAACAGCUUUUAGGUCUAAUUGAAGACUUGGUGUCUGAAGAGACUUACCUCGUUACGAAACACGUGGAGAUGAGUCCAUCUGCCUUCGAUGUGCGAGGGAAACCCACUCGAAGAUAUGUUGGACGUGCUACGCCAGCAAUGAAACAGCAGUCCUUAUCAAAUAUGGUAGCUAGCCAAGCCCAGGGUGGUAAGACCAAGACUGUCUACAUCGACACCAUUAAUCAAAAGCUCCAUGGCGCCGAUGAGUUACUAAGCCUCCUCGACCAACACGUGCGCAAUAAUCUUGUCAAAAUGGGCAAAAAGUACUUUCGCCAACGUAAUGGCAUUCCACAAGGCUCCGUAUUGUCUAAUCUGCUGUGCAACUUUUUCUACGGGGAGGUGGAAGAACAAGUGUUGGGUUUCUUACGUCCAGCGGACUCGGUCCUUCUACGCCUUGUCGAUGACUUUUUACUGGUCACAACCGAUGUGAACCAAGCGAUGCAGUUCCUCAAGACCAUGAUCCCGGGUCAGCCAUCUUACGGCGUGUUAGUCAACCCAGCCAAAAGUAUGGUCAACUUUACCGCGGCUGUAGACGGGAUUCAUAUCCCUCGAAUAGAGGGAUCGACGCUAUUUCCGUACUGUGGCAUUCUCAUCAACACACAUACCCUGGAGAUGGUUCGAGACCAAGAUCGUCUGCUAGAGGGUGGCGAUUCAGCUGCCGCGUCCAUCUCCGACACACUGACAGUCGAGACCAGUCGCGCCCCUGGUCGUGUAUUUCGUCGCAAAGUGCUGGCACCUUUUCGACUCCAGAUCCACCCGAUGUAUCUUGAUGAUGGCCAUAACUCCCGAAGUGUUGUACUCGCAAAUCUUCACACCAGCUUCAUAACUUCCGCCAUGAAAAUGUACCGGUAUAUGAAAUCCCUUCGAGGCCGCAGUCACCCAGCGCCACCUAUCAUAAUCCAGACUAUCCAUGAUCUCAUCCAUCAGACAUCCAAAGUGAUUCAAACACGACGCAGCUCGCGCUCAAGACCCUUGUCGUGUUUUGUCCAGUUGUGGCACCUGCAAUACCUGGCCGCCUCUGCAUUCCGGUUUGUCUUAAACCGUAAGCAAACGCGGUAUGUGGCUGUGCUUCAGUGGUUAGACCGAUUGGGAAAAGAAGCACGACCGAAGUCGAAUGCGGAAGCGAUUUGCCUACAGCAGGUAGCGAGGAGGGGAACGGCAUUAUUCGAGCAAUGGCGCUUUUAA
Molecule: messenger RNA, 3564 nt
Organism: Penicillium longicatenatum
Lineage: Eukaryota; Fungi; Ascomycota; Eurotiomycetes; Eurotiales; Aspergillaceae
Product: telomerase reverse transcriptase
Exons: 6
Coding region: 1-3564 (1187 amino acids)
Biological process (GO): telomere maintenance via telomerase
Cellular component (GO): telomerase catalytic core complex
Molecular function (GO): telomerase RNA binding; telomeric repeat DNA binding
Source: RefSeq, a predicted model, not a curated record